UGAGCUCCAGCGGAUCGGCACAUGGUUUUUGUCCGCUGCCGUCGACCGACUAGCACUCAGUUGUCUACGCGACUUGAACAGGUGCGGACGUCGCUUCGAAUUCCUCUUUCGAAUUUCUUUUCGAACUUUCUGUGCGUGCAGCUUGAGCCGAAGAAAGCGCCGCGGCGCUCGCUGACAUGAAGUUAAUUGAUGUGAUUAUAUACCUAAUUGCCAUUUUGAUCUUCAUCUAUUUGCUGCUGGAGUAGCAGAAGAAGCCAAAAGUCACUUCACAAUUGCCCAGAGCUUUCUACAGGCCAACACUAACAAUUAAAACAACGAAAACAUUUACGAGUCCCAGCAAGAUGAGGCCUUUCCUGCUGCUGGCCCUGAUUGUGGCGCUGGCCAACUGUGAGCAGCGUCCGCUCGUCUUCACCAACUGGCCGCCCAAGAGCGGUCGUCCCGCCGCCGCAGGAGUCGCCGCUCCGCCGGGAAAGCCCCGCACCCUGGUCGUCCAGAUACGCAGCGAUCAGCCGGUGCCGCUGGUCCUCAAGGGUCGUCCUGGCCAUGGCCACGCCCAGCACAGCCAUGCCGCCCACCUGGCCCAUCCGCACGCCGUGCAUCCCCAUGUCCUGUCACACGCCCACUCGCACGCCCACCUCCACUCGCAUCCGCUGAUCCACGUGCCCCAGCAUCCGCAUCCGCAUCAGUACCAGCACCAGCACCUCCGCGGACCACCACGUCCCGUGAAGCUGAGUGGUCCGUCGCCAGUCUAUCUGAAACCCGCAGGCACCCUGCGGAAGCCACUGAAGAUCAAGCUGAACAACCUGAAGCCCAAGGCGAAGCCCACUUUUGGCUACGACAAGCCCUUCAAGUACGAGAAGCCAGCAGUGAGCUACAGCGAACUCCAGAAUCUACCGCUGGACACGCACAACAACUUCAACACCGAGCACUUUGCACCCAUUUACACGGUUCCCGCACCGAACCUGGCCGACAACCACCUGGAUGUGGAGGAGGGUCACCUCGACUCCUCCUACCUGUACACGCCCCCCUCCCCGAUCCCGCCCUCCUCGGCCCGUCCCCAGACAUACUUGCCACCGAAGUACAGUGUGCACGAGGACGAGACCAAUGACCAAACCAUCCGCGAUCCCAUUUCGGGCUCGCAGAAACUCUUUGCCCCAGAUCCAGAUCCCUCGCUGCCCACCACCAAGAUUCGUCCGCCCACCGAGUCGUUUAACACGCCCAGCAACAACAAGCCGCUGCCCGCCGAUGUCCAGAGCAAUCACCUGCCCGCCCAGCCGCUAGUCCAGAUUGUGGGAGCCCAGGCGGCUGCCCAAACGGCGCCGGAGAUCUAUCCCAUCCAGUAUGCCCAGCCGGCGGCGGUUCAGAGUCAGUCCUUCAUCGCCGCCAUUCCUGCGGCCCACAUCCCCAUCUACAAUCCCACUUACCUGGUCACGCAGUCCAAUCAGCUCUACUCCGCGCACAAGCAGCAGCUUUUCAAGCCCAGCUCGGAGCCGGUGGUGGAGUCGGGCUACGUGAAUGCCGAUCUCACCCAGGAGGUGGCCAGCAACGGGCAGAUCCUGCAGGCGGCCAAGGACCCGCACCACAACAUCCAUCCCGUGCUGGACUCCGCGCCGCAAUACGCGGCCCUGAUUGCCGCCCCGGCUCUGGGUGAUCAUGGCGAGAGCGCCUUCGAGACGGCCUCCUUCCACCUGCCCAACGUGGCCUCAGCGGUGACUGCCUCCGUUCCGGAGGGCGGCUUUGUGGUGUCCAACUUCUAUGGCCACGCGCACGACUCGUCGCAGUUACUGCAGGCCUACGCGGAGGAGGAGGCACGCCGCCAGCAACUGGAGACGGAACACGCAGCCAUUGAGCUGCAGAAGCAGCAGCAAUUGCAUCUCGAAGAACUCAAGGCUCAGGCCCAGGAGCAGCAGCAGCAGCACCAAUUGCAUCUGGAGGAGCUGAGGGCUCAGGCGCAGUACCAGCAGCAGCAGCAACAGCAGUUCGAGGAGUUGCAGGCCCAGGCACAGGAGCAGCAUCUGCAACAGCAACACCAGCAGCAACAGCUGCAGCUUCUGCAACUGCAGCAGCAACAGCAGCAGCUGCAACAGCCAGUGCAGCACCACCCGCAGCAACAGGUGCAACACCAGCAGCAGCAGCAGAUCGCUCAGGAUCCAGCAGCAAGUGCCUUCGAGGAGCACCAGCGAUUGGUGCAGCAGCAAUUGGGCGCGAACACGCCGCUUCGCAUCUUUGUGCCCGACGAAGAGGCUUCCGAGUCGCGGCUGCAAAAACGAUCGGAUGACGUGAAGAAGGGCACCGUGGAGGAUGUGCCCAGCGGGGAUCCGAUCGAGAGCGACAGCGAGGAGUCAGCCAAAGAUUUGUUCGAGGUCUCAACCUCCGUCGAAGUGGCCGGCGAGCAUCUCACGGCCAGCAGUAAUUAGUUAACGCACAUUUAGUCUUCGACGCUGUUCAAAAAUAUUUAUUUACACACUCAUUUGUAAAAACGCAUUCAUGUAGCGAGCAGUCGGUAGUUUAAUAAAUAUAAUCAUUAAUUUAUUCAA
Drosophila rhopaloa is the source of this 2537-nucleotide messenger RNA. RefSeq names its product mastermind-like protein 2. The record is from RefSeq and is a predicted model, not a curated record. The transcript has 5 exons. NCBI's taxonomy places the organism in Eukaryota, Metazoa, Arthropoda, Insecta, Diptera, Drosophilidae. Bases 342 to 2417 code for a protein of 691 amino acids.